Molecule: messenger RNA, 812 nt
Organism: Populus nigra (black poplar)
Lineage: Eukaryota; Viridiplantae; Streptophyta; Magnoliopsida; Malpighiales; Salicaceae
Product: protein TRI1-like
Exons: 2
Coding region: 171-521 (116 amino acids)
Cellular component (GO): nucleus
Source: RefSeq, a predicted model, not a curated record
UCCCACUCACUCACUCACUCACUCACACACACACACAAACCCUUAUCUCCCUUCAUAUUCUAUCAAAACACCAAAAUUAGAAGCUGAAAAAGAAGAAGAAAAAAAAUCAAGAUAACUCAAAGCCCUCUCCUCUCUCGGAAACCUAAGCAUCUCCAAUUUUUCUUUUUCAAAUGGAAAUUUCUUCAAGGACUUGCUUUCCUUUCCUAUCCACCGAAACGGUGCCGCUUCUCAAGCCUCCAUUUCAUACGUCCUCUCCUCCUCUCAGGAUUCUGGCUGCGCGUCCUGUUAACCUGCGCAUGGGGCGUACUGUUGUUACCUGCGCUACGGCGUCGACUGGAAACCGCGCUCCCAGCGGCAUAAUGAAGCCGAGGCGAGUCUCACCUGAAAUGGCAGACUUUGUUGGUGCUCCUGAGGUCUCUCGCACCCAGGUUCUCAAGCUUAUCUGGGCCCAUAUAAAGGAGCGCAAUCUUCAGGGCAUCUCUCAUGUUAGGGACGGAUUUUAUUGCAUGAAUUUGGGUUGAGACAUGAUUUUGUAGAUAGCGUCAAGUUUGAGAAAUGACUCCGAAUAAUUUCAAGUCUAUAGUACAUGAAUGUGGGAUGUAGUACUUUGUUGAUUCAGCCACACGCAGCAUGUUAUGUAUGUGGCUGAAUUAGAAGUCACUAGAUUUUACUAAUGUCAAAAUGCCAGGCAGUGGUGAUAAAAUCAUGAUGCCAGCACGGGGAAUGGUUGUUGGCAUGUUAUUUCCAAGCAGCUAUUGCCCUUCACUAUAAUGGUUAACUUCCGGAUGAAUAAUUUGGUUGAAAGAAAAACA